Penaeus indicus is the source of this 1964-nucleotide messenger RNA. It is a transcript of the gene Vkor, whose product is annotated as vitamin K epoxide reductase complex subunit 1-like. The record is from RefSeq and is a predicted model, not a curated record. Lineage: Eukaryota; Metazoa; Arthropoda; Malacostraca; Decapoda; Penaeidae. Gene Ontology annotation, biological process: vitamin K metabolic process; peptidyl-glutamic acid carboxylation. The transcript has 3 exons. Bases 128 to 640 code for a protein of 170 amino acids. Gene Ontology annotation, molecular function: vitamin-K-epoxide reductase (warfarin-sensitive) activity.
CUCCGGGUCGCGCUGUGGUCAUCAAAACAUAAACAAACUGUCAGGUGGAGGCCGGGGUUCCAACAGGUGUCCCCUCGAAGCAGAGUCAAAAAUAACUUCCAAAACCCGUUGCACAUCGUCAGAAAAGAUGGCUAAGGGAGAUAUAGCGAGAACUCUGAGUAAAAUAAGGCUCAGAAUGAUGGUGUUGUGUCUCUUGGGCGUCGCGCUGUCUCUCUACGCUCUUUACGUCGAGUUCCUGAAGGAAGCCGAUGAGAAUUACGAAGCCAUGUGCGACAUCAACUCCUACAUCUCCUGCUCCAAAGUCUUCACUUCCAAAUAUGGCCGAGGCUUUGGCAUUGUGGGUGAGUACCUAGGGAAGGACCACAUCCUGAACCAGCCAAAUAGCAUCCCUGGCAUCAUGUUCUACAUACUGAUCCUUGCCCUUGGUGAGAUCAGAUCCCCAACAGCAGCAAAGAUCCAGCGUGGCUUGGUCUUCACCUCCAACUUUAUGAGUCUCUACCUAGCUUACCUCCUCUACUUCAUCCUGCAUGACUUUUGCAUUGUUUGUGUCAGCACAUACAUUGUCAACUUCUUGCUAACCCUCUGUGCCUUCCACCGAGUAUCUACACUUGGGAAACUGCCCAAGAGGAAAAUGAAGUAGGGAUGUGGUGGACAGCAACUUUGGUGAAGAUAAUUGUAUUCUACAUUUUUGAACAUUUCUGAUGGAACCUCUAUGAUGAAUUUACAUCUCUGCAAAACAUAUCCAAAAGAAAAUCCUGCUUAUAAAAAAAAAGCAGUAUUGCAUAAUAUCAUCAUCAGCUUCUUGCUUGACAACGUCUUACUUUUGUUAUCAAUUUUCUUCUUUUCAAUUUCCACAAUACAUGUAAACAAAAGGAAUUUUAUAAUUUGGUGCAUUCUGUUUAUGUUAUUGUUAAGAACAUUUGAUAAAAUUAAUAAGUAAAAGGUGGAGUAGGCAAGACAAAGAUUUUCUUUUUAAUGCUGAUAAAGUCUGUAUUUAAAGAAAAUAAUAAUGCUCUUGUCAUAAAUUAUAAUGAAAUAAUAGUAGUUAGUCUUAUUUUGUCUGUUGAUGACUCUGGGAGCCUCUAUGUCAUAAGCCUGACAGCUGGCAAUACAUGUCGCAAAUCAGAUGAGAAGAUAGUCCUUUGGUUUUAUUUGUGUUGUUUUCAACUUGAUUAUUAGAGUAGAUGAUAAAGGAUAAUGUGAUAACAAUCUUAGGAUAAUGAUGGGUUUUUUCGUUCUUUCUUUCUUUUCCAGCUUUUUCAGUGUAUGGGAAGAUAGAUGGACUGAUAUAAAUAUUAAAGCUUGUUAUCCCCAGAAUAAUAGUUGGUUUAUGCAAGAAUUUUCUUUUAAAAUGUAUCUGAAAAAGCUCUCUAAUUCAGUUGUUCAAAAGGGAGUGUUAAAAUGCAGUAAAAGCACAAUUUCCCAAUAGAAAUAAAAAGAUUUUCUAUCUUUUCACAAACUUGCAUUUUCAUUUUUUGAUAUUUUCCUCCUCUUUACUACCUGAAGUUAUAAUGAUUUACACUGUUGGCAAAGAAGAAAUACAUUAGUAUUACUCAAAGAAAAUUCUCUUUGAAACAUAGGCAAUACUUAUGCUUCAAAGAGUCUGGUAGUUAUCAUUUUCUCCUCUUUUUUUUUUUCUUUUUUUAAUGCAGAGCUUAAAUGUUUGUUAGGGUUGUUGUUGAAUACCAGCUGUAAAAUAAUCAAAUGGUGAACAAAAGGUAGCAUUUAGUAUUUGACAGAUAAAGGAUCUUCAGUUUUAGAUAUAUAUUUAUAGCAAUCUCUGUGCCAGUGGUUCUUAACAUUCUAACUACUACACCCUUAAUAGGCAGUGGUUCUUCCCCCACUAGAUUUUAAAGAUAAAGUACAAAUAGAAUUCUGAAUUAAGGAAUAACAGAGCAACACAUGUUUGCUCACAAUACCCCAAUAAAGAGAAGAGUGAGAGAAAAGAAAAGAGAAAAAAAGAG